AUGGUAAGUCGCAAGCUUGAAGGAUACAAGCCCAGCUUAAGAGGACUGGGCCUGUUUAAGAGCAAAGGCGGGCGGUCAAAACAUGCGGGGGAUAAGGGGUCUAGUCAGCCGCGAGUAAAGAAGGCAGUAUUUGAGAGCACCAAGAAGAAAGAGGUUGGCGUAUCAGACCUUACGCUACUCAGUAAAGUCUCCAACGAGGCCAUCAACGAGAAUCUGAAGAAACGCUUUGAGCAUGGAGAAAUUUACACAUAUAUUGGCCAUGUGCUUGUAUCCGUCAAUCCAUUCCGAGACUUGGGAAUAUAUACCGAUGAGGUCCUUGAUUCGUACCGUGGGAAGAACCGGCUCGAGGUCAAACCGCACGUCUUUGCAGUCGCCGAGUCGGCAUAUUAUAACAUGAAAGCAUACAAGGAAAACCAGUGUGUUAUCAUUUCCGGAGAGUCUGGUGCAGGGAAAACCGAGGCUGCUAGGAGAUUAAUGCAGUACAUUGCAAACGUGUCAGGAGGCUCUGAUUCUUCUAUCCAAGAAACCAAGGACAUGGUGCUGGCAACCAACCCGCUCCUGGAAUCGUUUGGGAAUGCGAAAACAUUGCGCAACAACAAUUCGUCGCGAUUUGGAAAGUAUUUGGAGCUUCAGUUCAAUUCGGUGGGAGAACCUGUUGGAGCUGUGAUUACGAACUAUUUAUUAGAAAAAUCCAGAGUUGUGGGCCAAAUCACCAACGAGCGCAAUUUUCAUAUAUUCUAUCAAUUUACGAAGGCUGCUCCCCAAUCAUACAGAGAAUCAUUUGGAAUUCAAAAGCCAGACGCUUACCUUUACACAAGCCGCUCAAAAUGCUUUGACGUACCGAAUAUAGAUGAUUCGGCGGACUUUAGAGAGACCGUUGAAGCUAUGAAGAUCAUUGGCUUAAGUCAAGCUGAGCAGGAUAAUAUAUUCCGCGUGUUAGCUGCCAUUCUUUGGCUAGGAAAUAUGCAGUUUGUUGAGGAUGACCAAAGCAACGCCACGAUUACGGAUCGAUCAGUUAUCGAUUUUGUUGCUUAUUUAAUGGAAGUCGAUGCGGACCAGGUUCAGAAGGCCCUCACCCACAGGAUUGUCGAAACAGCUAGGGGAGGCCGGAGAGGCUCCAUCUAUGAGGUGCCAUUAAACACCGUACAAGCCCUAGCUGUUCGUGAUGCUCUCGCGAAAGCCCUUUACUUCAAUCUCUUUGACUGGAUAGUGCAGCGAGUAAAUGCCUCCCUAGUCGCUAAAGGGGCUGUCACAAACUCCAUUGGUAUCCUCGAUAUUUAUGGAUUUGAAAUUUUCGAAAAGAACUCAUUCGAACAGCUCUGUAUUAACUACGUUAACGAAAAGCUUCAGCAGAUUUUCAUUCAACUAACAUUAAAGACUGAGCAAGAAGAAUACGCCCGGGAGCAGAUCCAGUGGACACCCAUCAAAUACUUCGACAACAAGGUCGUUUGCUCGCUAAUUGAAGAUAAAAGGCCACCAGGAAUUUUCGCUGCCCUUAAUGAUGCAUGUGCCACCGCGCAUGCGGACUCUGCGGCAGCGGAUCAAACGUUUGUUGGACGAUUGAACUUCCUGGGCCAGAAUCCAAAUUUCGAAUCCCGCCAAGGGCAGUUUAUUGUCAAGCACUACGCCGGCGAUGUCUCCUAUGCUAUUGAAGGGAUGACCGACAAGAACAAGGACCAACUCCUUAAAGACAUAUUAAACCUUGUCAACUCGAGCAGUAACGGUUUCUUGCAUACUUUAUUCCCUGACCAAGUGAAUCAGGACGACAAACGACGUCCUCCAACGGCUGGUGACAAGAUAAAGGCAUCUGCAAAUGACCUGGUUACGACAUUAUCUAAAGCCCAGCCUUCGUAUAUUCGAACAAUCAAGCCAAAUGACAACAAAUCGCCUUCCGAAUACAAUGUUGGCAAUGUUAUGCAUCAAAUCAAAUACCUGGGUUUGCAAGAAAAUGUGCGAAUCAGGAGAGCUGGAUUCGCCUACCGACAGACAUUCGAGAAGUUUGUUGAACGCUUUUAUCUCUUAUCCCCCAAAACCUCAUAUGCUGGUGAUUACACCUGGACUGGCGAUUCAGAAUCCGGCUGUCGACAAAUCUUGAAGGACACUAGUAUCCCAAGCGAAGAAUACCAAAUGGGAGUCACCAAGGCUUUCAUUAAGACCCCCGAAACCCUUUUCGCCCUAGAACACAUGCGAGACCGUUAUUGGCAUAACAUGGCAAUCAGGAUCCAGCGUGCAUGGCGCAAUUAUCUCAGAUAUCGAAUCGAAUGUGCCAUCCGCAUUCAAAGGUUCUGGAGGCGUGUCACCGGUGGUCUGGAGUAUAUAAAACUACGAGAUCAGGGUCACAGAGUCCUAGGUGGGAAGAAAGAGCGUCGCCGUUUCAGUCUUCUCGGCUCAAGGAGGUUCCUUGGUGACUAUAUCGGUGUUGGGAAUACUGGUGGGUUUGGAGAGAUCGUUAAGGAUUCCAUCCGCCUUUCAGAUUCCGAAACGGUACUUUUCUCCUGUCGUUGCGAGCUUCUAGUUACAAAAUUCGGUCGAUCGAGUAAACCUGCGCCACGACUUCUUAUCCUGACGGCAAAAAAUGUCUAUAUCAUCGUUCAAUCUGUUGUGAACAAUCAACUUAACAUAUCUGCUGAGCGGACCAUCUCACUGGGUGCGAUCAAGGCUGUUGGAACAUCCAAUCUUAAGGAUGAUUGGUUUUCAAUCGUUGUUGGUGCUCAGCAGGAGCCAGACCCCCUACUAUCGUGCGUCCUCAAAACAGAGUUUUUCACCCAUCUCACAAACGCUCUACGCGGACAGAUGAACUUGAAAAUAGCGGAUGUGAUCGAUUUCAAUAAAAAGCCAGGGAAGAUGGCCCAAGUGAAAGUGGUCAAAGAUCCAGCAGUUGCCAGGGACGAUGUGUAUAAGAGUGGAACCAUCCGCACCGGGCCAGGAGAGCCUGCAAGCUCGGUAUCAAAGCCAACACCGCGACCCAAACAGGUUGCCGGGAAGCCCAUUACUAAGGGUAAACUCCUGCGUCCUGGUGGCCCUGGAGGCGGACCAUCCAAGCUCUCCCAAGCUGCGGCCAAACCAAAACCUCGCCCCGCUGCACAACAACUUCCGGGAAGUGGUCAUCAGUCGACUCUCGAGUCGAGACCCGUUCCCCAGCCUGGUCCUGUUGCUGCCGUUGCAGCCUCACAUAACCGUGUUGGUUCUACAUCGUCACAAACCCAGUCACGACCGCCACCACCACCUCCUCCUCCUCAAGUGGCUCCACCACCCAAAAAACCUAUGGCCAAAGUUUUGUAUGACUUCAACAGUGGGAAUACAAAUGAGCUGGCAAUCCGACAGGGAGAAAUGGUACAGAUUAUUUCCCGUGAAACCAAUGGCUGGUGGCUAUGCAUGAAUCCAAGCUCGGGCAUCCAGGGAUGGACGCCAGAAGCAUAUCUUGAAGAAGUGAAGGAGGCAGCGGUUGCUCCUCCUCCACCUCCGCCACCCCCGGUAGCCGCCAAAGCUCCAACUCCCACCCCCGUGUCUAACGGUGCAAGCCGUGCCGGUGGAUCUGCCGCCGCAAAGGUAAAGCCUGCUCCCCCCGCACCCCCAGCUAAACGCCCGAUCAACGUCCGCAAACAAAUUCCCGUAGCUCCACGGGAUAGCGCUGUCAGCAUGAAUUCACAGGAUUCAUCUGGUGCAAGCGGCCGGGCAACUCCAAACAGUAUGAGCAACGCAAGCUUGGCCGGUGGUCUUGCGGAGGCCUUACGGCAGCGCCAGAGUGCAAUGCAGGGAAAACAUAAUGACGACGACGACUGGUGA
Molecule: messenger RNA, 3786 nt
Organism: Microsporum canis CBS 113480
Lineage: Eukaryota; Fungi; Ascomycota; Eurotiomycetes; Onygenales; Arthrodermataceae
Product: myosin I heavy chain
Exons: 9
Coding region: 1-3786 (1261 amino acids)
Biological process (GO): actin filament organization; vesicle transport along actin filament; endocytosis
Cellular component (GO): cytoplasm; plasma membrane; myosin complex
Molecular function (GO): actin filament binding; microfilament motor activity; ATP binding
Source: RefSeq, a predicted model, not a curated record